Messenger RNA from Drosophila rhopaloa, 1666 nucleotides. RefSeq names its product telomere-binding protein cav. The transcript is spliced from 3 exons. The coding region runs from base 464 to 1501 and encodes 345 amino acids. The record is from RefSeq and is a predicted model, not a curated record. NCBI's taxonomy places the organism in Eukaryota, Metazoa, Arthropoda, Insecta, Diptera, Drosophilidae.
GUUUGCUUUGUUAGCCACUAUUUUUGGUCAACGCUCUUUGUGAUGUUAACUCGACUUCGAUCACAAUGUAUUUAAUAUAUUUUCGGACUCUGGUUAGGCGGUUUAAUUGUGGUUUUGGUCUGCUGCUGCUAUGUGUAAACUCUCGUUCUUCGCUUUCCUCCGUUUUCCAUUUCUCUUUUGUGCGCUUGUUCGGCGUACGCGGAAAUGUCCACUCGCUGUCUAUCGGCUAAUUUCACAAUCGGUGCUGCCUACUAUCGUAAACGCAAAACACAUUAAAAAUCUACUAAAUAAUUUUAAGUUCAAAAAUAUACAUUAACGCAGAAAAACCUGUCAUCUAUAGCUGACAUUCGUUCGAUAACCAGACGGCGUUGCGAUAGACAGUGGCAUAGGCUUGAGCGCGAAAGGCACCAAAAGUAAUUGUGCCUUAAUAUAUAUAUAUGUGAAAAAUUUUUUUGUUCAUAAAAUGUCCGGAAUGAGAAUGUCAACGUUCCUCAGGAAAUUCUUGAAAAACGAGGAGGAAUUGGUACUGAACGGUUGCGAUGAUUCCGAUGAUAAGGAAAUGCUUUUAUGGAUGUAUAAUAAAACGAGAAUAACCGAGGAGGAUCUGGCCCGAACGUAUAGUGAGGACGAAGUGAGGGAGCUGUGCCUGCGAACCAAAGUCCGGGUGAGAAUGAACUCCAUGAAUUGUUUGUAUGACGCCCAAAAGCGGUUUGCGAAAAAGAAACGCCUGGAAAAUCGCUCCCAAGGCUUCGUCAACGCCAUGCUUAAGAAGGCGGUGCGUCGCAGGAUGGUAGAACCUUAUUCGGAUGAGUAUGUGGCGAACCAAAUUGAAGUUAGGAGAGCGGAGACCAAGAAGGAGAACAACAGGCGGCUAGAUCGAUGGCAUCCCCACUCUUUGUUAAUUAGCUCAUCUUCGGAAGAUGAAGAAGGUGAACAACUUUAUGACUACGAUGAACAGCUGGAGGAGGAAUUGCAGCAAGAGGAGGAAUCGCAGCAAGAGGAGGAAUUGCAGCAAGAGGAGGAAUCGCAGCAAGAGGAGGAAUUGCAGCAAGAGGAGGAAUCGCAGCAAGAGGAGGAAUUGCAGCAAGAGGAGGAAUUGCAGCAAGAGGAGGAAUUGCAGCAAGAGGAGGAAUUGCAGCAAGAGGACGAAUUGCAGCAAGAGGAGGAAUUGCAGCCAGAGGAGGAAAGGGAGCAGCAGCAAGAGCAGCAACAACAACUUGAUGGCAUUGGUACCGAGGAGGAGGAUCAGCAGCAGGAGCAACAAAAACUACCUUUUAGAAUUGUGAACCAGCAGCAAGAAUCCCAAGUACAGGCUAUCAACCAAUGUCCAGAAACCCAGAUGCCGGAUAGCUGGAUGGCAGUUGGCUGUGAUGUCAACUCUGAAAGCAUGUCAAUAGGAGGAUAUGUUGGGAACACGCCAAACACGCAAAAUACGGAGCCGGACUACGAAGUGUUUGACACCCAAGUACCGGCCGCUUCUACACAGGGUAACGAGUGUUAGCCACCCUUUCGUCUGAGAUUGUAAAAUCGAAGUUUGCUUUUAUUGAGUUUUGUUAUCUUUCUAUGUGUCUAUGUGAAGGGUGUGUAAAAAAUGGGUUAAAAACAUUGAGUCCCUAAAAAAUUUAUAAAAUUAAUAAUAAAACCUUAACUACAAUACGAGGCUUGA